This is a messenger RNA of Nicotiana attenuata, 4207 nucleotides long. Its product is annotated as zinc finger protein BRUTUS-like At1g74770. The record is from RefSeq and is a predicted model, not a curated record. The coding region runs from base 161 to 3883 and encodes 1240 amino acids. The transcript is spliced from 12 exons. Gene Ontology annotation, biological process: protein ubiquitination; ubiquitin-dependent protein catabolic process. Lineage: Eukaryota; Viridiplantae; Streptophyta; Magnoliopsida; Solanales; Solanaceae. Gene Ontology annotation, cellular component: nucleus. Gene Ontology annotation, molecular function: zinc ion binding; ubiquitin protein ligase activity.
AGGAUUAAACUGAAAGAGGCACCAAAGAGGCCUCAGCUUCAUUCAGAGAAGAGGCCAAGCGUGCCAUUAUAUGUGCAUUGAACUUCAAUGUUGAAGCUUCCCCUUUGGUCUUUUUCCCCAUUGAUGGUAGGUGGUAGUGGUGGCGCUUCGUCAGCUGCAAAUGGGCGGCGGAGAACCCGAAAACGAAGUGGACUUGCCGUCUUCUUUAGCUGGUGUGAAACUGGUUGAAGCACCUAUUCUUUUUUUCGUUAUUUCUCAUAAGGCUAUUACACUUGAGCUUGCCCACAUCCAUCGUGUAGCUGUGGACGCAUUGGAUACUGGCUCACAAGGCCUUGAAUUAGUUGAUGAUCUUAGCCGCCGGUUAGAUUUCUUGAAAAUUGUCUAUAAGUACCAUUGCGCUGCUGAAGAUGAGGUCGUCUUUCUUGCACUUGAUGCACAAGUGAAGAAUGUGGUCUUUACAUAUUCUUUGGAGCAUAAAAGUAUAGAUGAUCUGUUCCAUUCCAUCUUUGAAUGCUUUGAUCGUUUACGAAAGGAAAAGGAGGAUUUUGCCAACAUGUUCAACGAACUUACGUGUUACAUAGGUACCAUUGAGACUAUUAUCUCUCAGCAUAUGCUGAAAGAAGAGGAGCAGGUCUUCCCUUCGCUAAUGAAGCAGUUCUCGUCCAAAGAACAGGCUAGGCUUGUCUGGCAGUACCUAUGUAGUGUUCCCCUGUUGUUACUGGAGGAUUUUUUGCCUUGGGUAACAACUUCUCUUUCUUCAGGUGGAAAGACAGACUUUCUGAAUUUCAUUCAUGUCGUUUUACCCGAAGAGACACUGAUUCAAGAGGUGUUCAUCUCAUGGCUUGAUAAACAUGGAAAAGGAGCUAAAUCUCAUUAUGGAACAGCCAACAUGAAGCACAUUUUAAAGCUGGAAAUGAUGGUGGCUCAGUCCAGUGAAAUGAAGCUACUGACAAAGCAGAACCCAAUUGAUGGUUUCCAUCUUUGGCAUGCUGCCGUCAGAAGAGAUCUGAAAGAAAUUCUGGAGGAACUACAUCAAUUAAGAAGCUCAUUUUGUUUAUCAACCUUAAUGUCAUUGGUAGCUCAGCUGAAGUUUUUCGCAGAUGUUCUCAACUUCUACAGCAUUGCACUGGACCAAAUCUUCUACCCCUUGUUAGAUGAAUUCAUCAAGAGUAAGGCAUCUACUUUUCAUGAACAAUUUAUUGAAGGAAGUCAAAUGGAAGGACUACAGAGAUUAUUAUACUGCAACCUACAAGGUGGGAUACAGUUAAAUGUUCUCAUAGAAAUGCUUUGCCAGGAAGUAGAAUCAUUUGUUGGGAGGAUCAGCAAAAAGCUUCAUUUUCUAGAAACAGAGGUUUUUCUGGCCAUUAGAGAGAACUGCAGCCAUGAAUUGCAGCUCUGGUUAUUGUACAGAAGCCUGCAGAUGUUGCCACUUGGGCUGCUAAAGUGCAUGAUUAUCUGGUUCUCGGCUCAUUUAUCUGAGGAUGAGUCCAAACUGAUUCUAAGUAAUGUCUUGCUAGGAUCUCCUGCAGUUAACAUGUCCUUUGCUUCUCUCUUGCAUGAGUGGGUUCGGACGGGCUAUUCUGGAAAGAUUUCUCUUGAAAAGUUUAGAAAAGAUUUGGAAGAAAUGUUCAGUAGCAGAAGCUCCUUGCUGGAGAAGUCAUUUAAUAGUGCUGGAAGUUGUUCAUCACAAUUGAACAUGCAAUCAUUUGAUAAAUCUAAUAAUCUGUUAUUGCAACCAGCUUCAGCCAUGACAUUAAACAACAAUGUAUCUUAUCAACCUCCUCCCCUUGGCAUCAUUGAGAAGGUUGAUACAUCUUAUUCUAACGGGAUCAAUAAGCAUAUAUUUUUCUCAGACUCACAGAAAAACUUGUCCUUUCUUCCUGGAACUUCUUCCAGAUCAAGAAAUGACUUAAACUUCUCAAAUCAUGAGUUUAUACCAAUAGACUUUGUUCAUUUCUUUCACAAAGCCUUGAAAAACGAUAUACAGUAUGUUGUCACCCUCUCAGUUAAGCUGGCUGAAGAUGUUGGAAUUCUUGCGGAAUUUCAAAGACGCUUCCAUCUUCUACAAUUUCUAUUGAAGAUUCAUAGUAAUUCUGAGGAUGAAGUUGUCUUUCCUGCUCUGGAAUCAAGGGUAAAUCUCCAAAAUGUUAGCCAUUCCUACACCCUUGACCAUCAUUUAGAGGUAGAGCAUUUCGACAAGAUUUCCGUUAUCUUAAGUAAGCUCACCAGUUUGCGAGGUGAUGACAUAAGUGAUGGUGAGAAGCUUAAGUAUAAAAGGCUUUGCUUAAAGCUCCAAAAUGCAUGCAUAUCUAUGCAAAGAACAUUAACUGACCACAUCAACCAUGAAGAAAUUGAACUCUUGCCACUAUUCAGAGAAUAUUUUUCCGUUGAGGAACAAGAAAAGAUUGUCGGAAACAUGCUUGGACGAACAAAAGCAGAGUUUCUACAAGAAAUGAUUCCGUGGUUGAUGGCAUCUCUAACGCCAGAGGAACAACACGGCAUGAUGUCCUUGUGGCGCAAAGUUACAAGACAUACAAAGUUUUUCGAGUGGCUGGGAGAAUGGUGGGAACCUAUAAAGAGAGAUGAGAGUGUAAAUGUAGAAAAGGAACUGAAGGUUUCUCCUUUAUUGUCUAUUGAUCCUCUGGAAGUUGUCUCUACAUAUUUGUCAAGAAAUGGUGUUAAACAAGGAAUCUGGAAUGAGAAAAGAUCAGGCUUUUCAUCAGCAGAGUUUGUUAAUUGCAGUAUUUGUCAGCAUGGAACUUUUACUUCAGAUAAAACACACAAUGCCAAGGGAAAACAAAAUGUUGAUCUAUCUGAAGAUACAACACGAUUUUCUACUGAGGUUGACAAGAAGAAGUACACUGAGGCAGUUGACCCUGUUGCUCAGAAAGAGACAACUUGCCAGGGUAUAGAACUAUGUGAGAAAUCAAGGAAACAGCAGAAGCACCAUAUAAUGAGUCAAGAGGAUCUGGUUUCUGUAAUAAGAAAAAUAUCCUGCGACUCCUCUUUGGAUUCUGAAAAGAAAUCACACCUCAUGCAGAGCUUGCUAAUGAGUCAAUGGAUUGUGACGCAAAAGAUAUCUAUUUCUGAGGCUGCUGCUUCCAACGAUAUGGAGAAAUUCCCUGGUCAGUAUCCCUCUUAUCGCGAUCAAGAGGAAUCCAUUUUUGGUUGCAACCAUUACAAGAGGAACUGCAAGCUUCUUGCUCCAUGCUGCAAGAAGCUCUUUACAUGCAUACGGUGUCAUGAUGAUACUACUACUGAUCAUAGUCUGGACAGAAAAACUAUCACCCAGAUGAUGUGUAUGAAGUGCUUGAAAAUACAACCCGUCGGUCCUAGUUGCUCAACUCCCUCCUGCAGUAGCUUCUCCAUGGGUAGAUACUAUUGCAAAAUCUGCAAAUUGUUUGAUGAUGAAAGGCAAAUCUACCACUGCCCUUUCUGCAAUCUGUGCCGGUUGGGAAAAGGAUUAGGGAAUGAUUACUUCCAUUGCAUGAAUUGCAAUGCUUGCAUGUCAAAGUCUCUUUCUGUUCACAUAUGCAGAGAGAAAUGCCUGGAGGAAAACUGUCCGAUCUGCCAUGAAUAUAUUUUCACAUCGACCAAUCCUGUCAAAGCUCUUCCUUGUGGCCAUCUGAUGCACUCUACAUGCUUUCAGGACUACACUUGUACUCAUUACACCUGCCCAAUAUGUAGCAAGUCACUUGGGGACAUGCAGGUGUACUUUGAGAUGUUAGACGCGUUGCUGUCUGAAGAGAAAAUUCCUGAGGAGUAUGCUGGCCAGACUCAGGCUAUACUAUGCAAUGAUUGUGAAAAGAGAGGAACAGCUUCCUUCCACUGGCUCUAUCACAAAUGCUCCUCUUGUGGUUCAUACAAUACAAGACUUUUAUGAUCAAAAUCCACAAGGAGUACGAACAGCUGAUUCAAUGCUCCCACAAUGUAGAUAACACAGUCGCCCAUGAAUGCUUGGAAUGCAUGAAACACUUCUGUUUAUCCUUUCACCAACUUAUGCGUGCAGCACAUUCCCGGAUUCUGAUACGUUGUAAAGUUCUUAACAGUGAGGAUGAUGAUCCUAACUUCUGAUAUGUGACAAUUUUGACCAAGUUAGCAGAAAUAAAUAAUAAACGAGACAUAUUUAUUUUUCAAAAUGUAUUCCUGACAUUGUUAUAUAUUUUUCAAUUUUUUGAUGAAUAGAUGGUUGAGUCUUGAACUUCAA